Fusarium sp. VM40 is the source of this 993-nucleotide messenger RNA. Lineage: Eukaryota; Fungi; Ascomycota; Sordariomycetes; Hypocreales; Nectriaceae. The record is from the annotation of a GenBank genome assembly.
AUGGGUAUCUCAAUUGCUACUUCCCCAGCUCAACACAAUGACUCCGUUAAGCCCUCACCAAUGACUGAGAAACGAGCUUCUCGUUCGGCCAAUUCAGCUCGACACUUUGUAUCAGGUCUUGGCUCGGGUGUUACAUCAGCUGUUCUCUUGCAACCUCUGGAUCUUCUCAAGACACGAGUGCAGCAGUCUAGAAGCUCAUCACUGGGCGCUACAAUACGUGACUUGAGGAAAUCCUCAAGCCUCGUGCAGUCACUCUGGAGAGGUACCGUCCCCUCCGCGCUGCGAACGGGUUUCGGCUCAGCUCUCUACUUCACCACCCUCAAUGCCAUUCGCCAGCAUGCACACCAGACAGGCAUUCUUGGUCGCCGUCUUCAAACGCAGGGCCGUUCAUCAGUUCUGCCCUCACUAACAAAUUCGGGAAACCUCAUAUCCGGCGCAGUUGCAAGGACAUUUGCCGGUUUUGUUCUAAUGCCCCUCACCGUGAUCAAGGUUCGGUUUGAAUCCAGCUUGUAUGCUUAUCCUUCUAUCAUGUCCGCUGUCAGUGACAUUCGGCGGACCCAUGGUUGGCGUGGGUUCUUCUCGGGAUUUGGUGCCACGGCAUUGCGUGACGCACCAUAUGCUGGCAUGUACGUGCUCUUCUAUGAGAUGCUCAAGACACGCCUGGGAUCGCUGGCCUCUAAACCGAUCGUUUCGGGCGAAGGUCCAACCAGGAUGCAAGCUACCCUGGCUAGCUCGGUCAACUUUGCCUCUGCUAUGCUUGCUGGCGCAGCAUGCUCGGUAGUGUCAAACCCCUUCGAUGCGGUCAAGACACGCAUCCAACUACAGCCAACAGAGUAUCAGAACAUAUGGCACGCUUGGUACAAGAUGAUAACACAAGAGGGUGUCAGGUCAUUAUGGGAUGGACUGGCGUUGCGGAUGAGUCGCAAGGCUAUGAGUUCCGCACUGGCUUGGACGGUUUAUGAGGAGUUGAUUCGCAGAGCUGGAGCAAAGUAA